AUGGAAACAGAGCUCGGGUUGUUAGAGAAGCAGGUUGAAGAAGCCGAGCUUAUCACUGGCUCUACAAAGAAAGAUGUAAUUGCUUUGAUAGAACGGUUAAAACAGACCUUGAGGAACUACUGUUUACAGCCAGAACAUGCAGAUGAAGUUAUCAAAAGGCCUAUCGAACAAUUGAAUGGCAUUAUCAAUUUUGUUGAAAAGGUACCUAAAAUUCGGUAUAUAAUUAUUUCUUCUUGUGUUUAGGUCUCUGAUGACAGCAUUCAAGAGAAGAUCCAGUCUAUAAAUGCUCAAACACCUCUUAUCACACACAGAUUAGAUGUUAUGAAAGGCAUCGAAGAUUUGAAAAGUUCCAUUAAAGUCGACGAUUUGACCAAGGUUGUGAAAUCAGAGGACAAGAUCGACGAAUUUACAGAAAAUUACACAAAACUAAAUGUGACUUUAGCUGGGUAGGUCGCAACCCAUUAUUCAAGUACAUUUUAGGUUGAAUUCGGUGCAUUCGAAACAGCAGAAGAUCAUGGAUUCGUUGUUCAACUACAUUGACGAGAAGAUAACAGAACUCGAACAGGAGAAAGCUCGCUAA
Bursaphelenchus okinawaensis is the source of this 580-nucleotide messenger RNA. NCBI's taxonomy places the organism in Eukaryota, Metazoa, Nematoda, Chromadorea, Rhabditida, Aphelenchoididae. The record is from the annotation of a GenBank genome assembly.